UCAGUGGAGGGAUUGGCAGAGAGAUGUGGAGGACACUGCUUGGAGACCAGUGGAGGAAUUGGCAGAGGGGGGUGGAGUACACUGAAUGGAGGCCAGUGGAGGGAUUGGCAGAGGGGGGUGGAGUACACUGAAUGGAGGCCAGUGGAGGAAUUGGCAGAGAGGGGUGGAGGACACUGAAAGGAGGCCAGUGGAGGAUUGGCAGAGAGGGGUGGAGGACACUGAAUGGAGGCCAGUGGAGGGAUUGGCAAAGAGGGGUGGCGGAUACAGAAUGAUUAGUAAGGUGGAUGAGUUGGCCAAUGAGGAGGGAGUUACAAUAGUCGAGGUG
Staurois parvus is the source of this 325-nucleotide messenger RNA. The record is from the annotation of a GenBank genome assembly. NCBI's taxonomy places the organism in Eukaryota, Metazoa, Chordata, Amphibia, Anura, Ranidae.